CUCAGCAGCCCGGUCCAGCCCUCGGCAGGCAUUUGCUCCGGGCUCCAGGACCGGAUCCUCAUCAGCUGGUGCGUCUGGGCUGGGACAGUGAAAAUGUUGAAUGUCAUCGGCGACCAAUACACGUACAGGGGACCCCAAUAGGCAGGCUUGUUGUCGGGGGGACAGGAAGCCAGGAGUGAAGUCCGACAUAGGUGUGCGCACACACAUAUGUGUAGCCGGCCACAUGUGUGUGUACUUUAAGGAGAGACUUUAGUUUUGGUUUUUGUUUUGGUUCCUGGGGUGAAUUUUCUCUUGAACAUUUUUCCUUCCUAUUUUUUUUUUUUUUGCAUUUAAAACAAUUUGAAUAUUAAAGGUAUAAGAAUCAAACCUUUGAAAAGACAGGCGUGCAGCAGACGGCAGAUGGAUCCUGUGGCCAGCAGCUGCAUGCGGAGCCCCCACCCCCCAGCCCCUGUCUGGGGUUGCCUUCGAAACCCCCACUCCGAAGGCAGUGGGACAUCAGGGGUACCCCACUACCCGCCAACCCCCUUCUCCUUCCACCAGAAACCAGACUUCCCGGCAACAGCGACGGCAGCAUACCCCAACUUCUCGGCCUCCUGCCUGGCGGCCACCCCACACAGCCUACCCCAGGAGGAGCGUGUCUACACUGAGCAGCACCCUGCCUUCCCUCAGCCUCCCGACUGGCACUUUCCUGUCUUGGAGGCCCGGCGCAGGCUCACCCCAGGCCCGGCUGCGGGCUCCAGGGAGAUGGGGGCCAGCAGCCCAGGCCUGGUAGACACCACAGGAGGUCCAGGUGAGGACUAUGAGGUCCUUGGGAGCACUGUCAACGAGACGGAGAAAAAGUCAACCAGACGGAAAAAGGAGAUUUCAGACAACCAAGAGAGCCGAGGGAAGCCAGAGGGCGGCAGCAAGGCCCGCAAGGAAAGGACGGCUUUCACCAAGGAGCAGCUGCGGGAGCUGGAGGCCGAAUUUGCUCACCACAACUAUCUGACCCGGCUCCGGAGAUACGAGAUCGCUGUCAACCUGGACCUCUCGGAGCGGCAGGUCAAAGUGUGGUUCCAGAACCGGAGGAUGAAGUGGAAGCGCGUGAAGGGGGGUCAGCCCAUCUCGCCCCGUGGGCAGGACCCCGAGGAUGGGGACUCUGCAGCCUCUCCAAGUUCAGAGUGAGACUCUCAGAGAGAAAACAAGCUGAGGACUUCAUUCCUUACCUAACUCCUCCACCCCAAUCCCACCCUCACCUGCCCUCUACCCCGGGCAGCCCUUUCCACACCCUGCAGUGACUCAUGGAUCUGGAGUUGCCCACAGUUCCUGGGAGUCUGAAGAGUCCCAGAAAGUUCUGUCCAACAUUGCUCUAUCUCAGCCAUCUCUUGCCUGGGGCCUUUGCUUCCCAACCUUUGUGGGGCACACAGCAGCCUGACCCCCUGAGAAUCAGGGGAACAGCUCCACGGAUGCUGCUUCUCGGGGGGUCUCUUGGCUGCCAUCCACACCUCCUCCUACACUGCCAGGCCCUUCAGACCUGGACAUCACCUAGCCUGUUGGGAGAGAAGCUGCAAGACCAGCUAGUGAAUCAUGAAAUCAAGUGUUCUGAAAGAAAGGCGAUCUCCUACACAGCUUUCCUUUAUGGGCUCUGUCUGAGGCUUUGGUUGCCUCAAGCCCCAGGAAAAUCAGUGCAAAGAGGGUUGAGGACCAAAACUCAACAAAUCAGAAACCAGUCCCUGUCUCUAAAUUUGUUGGCCCUGAAGUGGGCAAAUCUGUGAGCACCGGCUGCAAGAAAACAGUAGACAAACAGCUUAGUGUAGGUCUUGCAGACCCCUUGCAGCCCAUCGUGGCAGCUUGACCGGGUGGAUGAGACUGGACCAGGACAGCACCUGUCCCUCCAGCUAAGUCCAGGGAUACAGCUGUGGAGUGGGCCCCAGAGCAAUGGAGCAGCUACUCCUUUUAAAUCCACAUUUUAUGGCUUGACAACCUGUCCAGAUGUUCAUAUCGGGGAGUCAAGGGCCCCCCUAUGGUAGCUCCCAUGUUCUGAGAAUGGAGAGGUCAUGGAGGGUUGCUGGGUGAGGGCCUAGAAACAUGGGAACCAGAAGUGAAAGUUCCUGCAGCUACACCGUCCUGUGCUCUGACUACCAAUGGGAAAAAGAAAACCGUUCCUCUGGUUCCACAGAUGAAUGUGAGCCCCUCCCAUGUGUUCCCCAAAUGCUGUCUUUAGGGGAGGAAGGACCUGUUGAGUUUCUGUGUGUGGACUGCCCAGAUCCUGGUGACACUCCAGGACUGAUGGCUUGUGGGGGGGAGGGGGGAGGUGUACAGAAACCUUGGAAAGAGACCCCCUGCCUCCUCCAUGCUCUGUCCCCCGAUACCAGCUGGUAUUGCAGAGGGAGGUCAGCAAGAGUUUGGAGCUCUUGUAUAUAGAUUUAAUCAUUCAUGUGUAAAAAGAACCCCACCUCCCCAUCCCAGAAGGACAAAUGCUGUAGGAAAUGAUCGCCAAAUGAGAUGGCUGGGGAGAGUAUGUGUCAUUUUUUUCGAAAGCAUACUUCAUAUAUUUUCUUAAGAUUACAUCAAGUUAACUGUGUAAAUUCAAUUCACUUCCUAAAGAAAGUUCUUGGAGAAAUAAAAUCAAUUAAAAAGCAAAGUUCCUAGGCCCCGCAGAGCUAAGAAUCACAGUCCUGUGUUAUCCUCUGAUGCUCCUGUGAUAAUCGGCUGGACAACGUCUAGAAGCAACGACAUGAGGGAAGAACUCAUCUAGACCAAAGUAUCCCUCUUGAGGCUCUUCAAAACGUGGAGGUACAAAUAUAAUCAAUGCAGGAAAAAUGUCUUUUCUCCUUUGCAACCGUAUUGUCUUCAUUUCCUGUCGUGAAAUUUUAGCUUUCCAUUUCCUAACCUGUGACUUAUCAAAGAGUUGAAGUUCUGUAAACAAGGAUGAACUCUACGUAAUAAAGAAAUCUCAACCAUAAACCAAUCAUCCCUAAUCUUUAAAUUCAAUGUUUGGAGGUUUUUGUUUUUCAAAAUAAAACAACCUGGCAACAGUAAUAAA
This is a messenger RNA of Talpa occidentalis (Iberian mole), 3025 nucleotides long. It is a transcript of the gene MEOX1, whose product is annotated as mesenchyme homeobox 1. The record is from RefSeq and is a predicted model, not a curated record. The transcript has 3 exons. The coding region runs from base 400 to 1164 and encodes 254 amino acids. Gene Ontology annotation, cellular component: nucleus. Gene Ontology annotation, biological process: positive regulation of transcription by RNA polymerase II. Gene Ontology annotation, molecular function: RNA polymerase II cis-regulatory region sequence-specific DNA binding; DNA-binding transcription factor activity, RNA polymerase II-specific. Lineage: Eukaryota; Metazoa; Chordata; Mammalia; Eulipotyphla; Talpidae.